GACAGGGUGAUAUAAAUGGGCGUUGACAUUUGCACAUACCGUGCCCGAAUAGGUACGUUCUCUGGCUCUAUUGGAGUUGGAGUCACACAUGAAGAAUGUCUGGUGAACUUAACAUUUGGACUGAAAACAGUGGGAGCUGUUAUUUUUAUCGGCAUGCUGCUGGUGAUGGGAGGUGUUGAACAGAACCCAGGACCUCCAAAGAAAGAACCAAGCGAACGGGGAAGCAGCACACAGCUGUCGAUGGUUGAACCGGAUCCCUUAGCAUCGAAUUCAGACAAUAUAGAAAGAGGCUCUGACUACUACGGCGAGAAAGAGUUAAACUCAGUCUUUAAACCAAUCUUUGACUUUUUUGGUCUAACCGGUCGUGUUGAUAAUCAAAUAUCUGUGAGCGAGGCACGUACAGUCGUCGAUGAUAAGUUACCAUUACAACCUACAGAAGCACCAAUGACGCUUUUAAGGGGAUUAAUGUCCAUGAAUUAUGAGACAAGGGAUGCUUACACAUUUCCUCUACCAGAUUCCCAGCCUCAAGUCCUACAUGCCCAAUGCAACAGUAGAAUCCGUUCAAGGAACAGAAUAGACGUUUCAAGUCCGAGAGAUCUAUUUAUGGCAAUGUUUUAUUGCUGUGAUCCAAUGCUGCAGAGCAUUCUUUUUGAAAAGUUAUUUAUGUGCAAAUGUGCUCUUCCAUUUUUUUACAAAGAUGUAUUUUCUAUGAAUUAUACUGUGGCACUUUGGCCUUUAAGAUCACUUUCCACCGUAAAAAUCAACAAAGGGUGUUAUACAAGUUGCUUUAUGAUUGAUGUUAAAACACAUGUUAUCAGUUUUGCCCGUCUCGGAAGACCUAAGUUAUCAAAGUCUACUGUUUUAAACAAUCUCAUUUUAUCCGAAAACACUUUUUACAAUGGUAAUUGUAAUGGUGGUAGGAGUAAACGAAAUAUCAGUGGUUUUUGUGAAAUGUUUUUCUCUCCAGCAUACGAAUCACGCGGUAGUUUAUUCCAUGACCCAACUCACUUCCUUAAUCUUCGGGGAGACCUAAUUUCUGACUAUUGUUCCAAGAUAUACUCGUUCAUUGAUACGAUAUCUGACUGCGUAGUUAUAGUAAUAGACAUUCAACAACUGGAACGUAACUAUGAUGAUUACAAAAAUGUGAUUACACACUUUUCCUCAGUCAUCCUUUUCUUUUCUGAUGACAUUUAUGAUGAUUCAACUACUGAUGGUUUGUUAGAUGGGAUAGAAAACGUAUUCGUAAACCGUGGAAGUAAGUUUUUGUCUUUUGAGUCAGGCAGUGAUGUAAGUAUACUUGAAAACACUAAGCAAUUUUCUGAAACCUUAUCAUCAUUCGUGAAACCAUAUGACUUGAAAUCGCUGGAGGAUAGAUUAAUGUUAUUAAGCAGCACUUCCAAUAUUUUCAAUGACAUAAUAACAACUGAUGAACGUAAAGACGGAUGUGGUGACGGAAAAAACCUGGCCGUUAGUGUUAUAAAAUCAAUUCAACUAGAAUUAAAGUAUUGGACAGAGAAAAAUGACGAGAAAUCAAAACAUUUAUUUCAUAACUGUAGAUUGGUUCUCACACCCUCGUCCUUUGUUCUUACAAAAAAAUAUCUAAAAGAUUAAAAAAGAUAAAAGAUUUAAAGCAGGAUAAACGUUCAACACAUUUUGACGAAAUAGAUCAACAGCAAGCGGCCAUUCGCAAAUAUAAACAUGAGCAAACUCGGAAUGUUUCGGAUAGCCUAAAGGCCUUUAUAGAAGCUAUUGAAAAAUGUCAAGAAUCGCAUAUACAUCUUGAAUACUUUCUUUCUUGGCUGAGCAUUUUGAUAGAAAGAGAAACCAGACCAUUCUUAGACGAACUGAAAUCAAAAAGAACGUUGAAAAUGUAUGAGUUUAUUGAAGCGAAAAGAAAAACAAAGAUCAGUGAACAAAAACAUGGUGAUUACGAACACGUUCUGGAGGUUCUUGAUGAAGAAAUAGAAACGACAUCGUUUACUGUUCAACAUUUCUUUAGGGAAAUAAGCCAAAUAUGCAACUCCAUCAUAGAAUUUGAUGUAGAUCGAUCAAUUGCGGGCGUGUCACUUGACGAAAUAACAAAAGUAUAUGCAAAUCUCAUAUCAAGAGGUGCCACGAUUGAACUUAUCGAUGGUGAUAACCCGUACAUGGCAUCCUACUGGAACCAGGCUGUGUUUGAAUAUAUUGAAAAACAUAAAAGUGUCGGGAAAUGUGUGAUUUUGAGUAUACUAGGCUUACAGGGCACUGGAAAAUCAACGAUGUUAAAUUGCAUGUUUGGUUUAAACUUCGAAACAGGUACGGGUCGUUGCACACGCGGAAUCAAUGGAAGACUUCUUAAGAUGGAAAUAUCUUCAAAUGAUAAUCACGGACAUGUUUUCGUUGUCGAUUCUGAAGGAUUACGUGCACCCGAAAGAUCUAUAACAGAUCAAAAUAAUUUCGACAAUGAACUGGCAACUUUCAUUACAGGAAUAGGCCAUGUAAGUUUAAUGAAUGUAUCAGGAGAAAAUCCAUCGGAGCUACAUAAUGUUUUAGGCGUAGUUGUUUAUGCCUUGAUUCGUUUGAAACAUGCUGAGAACGCUUUGCUCGAAGGACAAUCGUGUAUGUUUGUUCACCACGGUGUAGCUGACGUAACUGCACAUCAAAACAACCUGGACGCUCUAACAAAAGUGCUAGAUCAAGUAACAAAAGUAGCAGCUAAAUCAGAACACAUGUACUUUAAUGACGUAAUUAAAUUUAACGCAAUAUCACAGGUGUUUUAUACGCCCGAAUUUUUGCAAGGCAAUGUGCCAGCUACACGUAUUAAUCCUGAGUACAGUAAAAUUGUAUCAACCGUUCGGCAUCGCAUAAUUCAGUUACUUGUCGAACAGGGUAGAGGUCUUGAUAUGACAGAUAUCGGGAUUCGAACAGAAAAUGUAUGGGAUGGAGUUAAGUCAGAAAAUUUUAUAUUCUCUUUCCGCAAUGGCGUAGAAAUAAAAAUUUACCACGAUAUUAACAAUGCACUUAAUGAUAAACUCUGGAAUUUUGAAAAAGAAUUAAACUUUCACAUUUUACCACGGUAUCAACGUAAAUACCAAGGAUGUGUAACAAAAGACGACUUGUCUAUGAAGCAUAAACCCAUUUUUGAAAGUGCAAUGGAAAUAUGUGAGUCAAAAAGACAAGAAGUAGAAGGCAGUAUAGAAGAAUUAUUUGAGAAAGGUGAGGAUAGUAGAACUGCAGUUGAAUGGAAGUUCUCUGAAUUGCUUGUAGUAAAACAAAAAUUGCAAGACAUUAUGAACGCAGCUAAAAAUCGGUUAAAUUCAUAUUACACAAUUCAAUUUCUUUACAUCGAAACAUCCACCAUAACAGAAGAAAGAAAAAAACAGCUUGAAAUAAAAUCUCAAGAGGUUGCCGAAAAGUUAAUAGGAGAAUGCAGUGAAAAAGACAUUGAAGAUUCCUUCAAAACGCUUUGGGAAAAGUUUGAAGAGGACAUUCGUCAAAAGUUGACAGUAAUGAGACCUCGAAAUCUUGAUGAAAUGUUUAAAAGUAAAUUAUUACAAAUAUACAGCGAAGACACCAUGCAUAUCAAAAAUCACUUGAAAGCAUUUACGGCUAUAGAAUCUUUACACCAUGUAUUAAGAGAUAACCCUGAUGUAGAACCACUGGUACAAUACGUAGAAUCAUCAGUAAAAGGAUUCGAUGAAACAGAAGAAGUUUCAGAAAUAAUAGUCUAUGAUUUUAUUCGAAAAAUUAAAGCUAAAUGUUCAGAGGCAAAGACAAAGAAAGACAGAAAGUUGACAAAGAUGUUUUCAAUUAAUUUUGUUGUUGAAAGUAGUCGCUUUGCAUUGUACCAUUUUCGCGUUCACAAUAAAUUGUUCCAAAAAAAACAAGGAAUAGAUUCUUAUAUAAGACAAUAUCGAGAAAAAAUAUACUUAUCUUUUAAGGUUACAAUUGGAGGUAAACAAAAGGAAAAGCAAAUAUGUAAAUCGCUUUGUUCUACCAUUUUGUUUUUUCUAAAUAAAGCUAUCAAAAUGAAAAUUGAAAGGAUUGUUAAAACAACAAUAGAAGAAGAGCUUUGUGUGUCCAAAGCAAAUCUAUUACUUGAAAUAUGUACAUUUUUAGCAAAAGAGACGGAUGAACUCACUGCUUUUGAUAAUUUUAUAUCCUAUCUAAUGGCACCAGAUAGCUUUGGGAAAAAGUGGCUAAUAAUAAGAUGCGAGCAAAUACUGUUUCCAGAAGUACAAGACAAGAAGUCGUUUAAAGAAAUAAGCAAACGUACGAUUGAUAUUGUAUUUGGAUUUGUUAACGAGUCAUUAAAACGGUUGAAAAAUCAUUCCGAGGUGAAUAUAAGACUUCAAAAAGCCGUCGAUUUGUUUUCUCAAAUAAUUGAGAGUCUAGACAUUGACAGCACGGACAUAGAAAGCGUGUGUCAUUCGGAAAUGAAUGAGCUUGUGAAUGUCAAAGACUUGGCAAAUUACAUUGAGCCUGCGUUUGAUACUGAGAGAGAAAGCUUAAGAAAAACAUUUUGUUCAGUAACUGUCAACACGAUAGAAACGUUUAUCAAUCUACAAUAUGAUGCACUCUUUAAACAUCUGUGGGGUUGUUUUGAAAAAUGUCCGUUUUGCAAGGAACCUUGUUCUUUAAGAAACCAUUCUAUAGCUGCUAAACACCAAUGCAAACAGCAUCGGAUUCUUGGCUGUUUAGGGGUGAAAACCGAAUGGAAAACAUUCUAUCAAGCCCCUUGUGACUCGUCCAUUAACACUUAUACGGAAUGGUUUGACUGUCAAAUAGUAAACUAUGUAUGUAAAAACCACCAAAACCAUGGCAAUAGUCAAGAACGACAUUUGUUUCGAAAGUAUAAGACCUUUUUUCCUCAUUGGGAUAUCAUUCCGUCGUCUGAUGUGCGUGAAAGUUCAACCUAUUGGAAAUGGUUCAUGUACAGGUUUAGAGAAAGACUUUGUGAAUACUAUGGUUUCACUUCAGACGGCAUUCCAGAUAACUGGUCGUAUAUCUCAGCGCAUGAAGCAAUACAAAGCUUGCGUUUAUGCUAUAGUUGACCAAGAACGACUUUUAAUGUAUUCGUAGCCUUAAAUUACGUCGGCGUUCAAAAACACCCACUUUGCUCAGAAGUUGUGAUAGAACAAUAUGUCUGACACGUUAAAUCUACUGUUUAGCAAAUGAAAUAACGCUCCGAUGACGAUUUGAUUAUUUAUAUAUAUUUUGGCUUGAGCCGGUAUCCCCUAACAUGUAUUGAUAAAGAUGUUUCAAUGUAUAUAGUAACUGAACAUUAUCGGUCUUUGUUAAAAUAUGACGUUGUGUGUCUUGUCGAGUGUCUGCUAGGCCUUGAAUAGUGUGCAUUUAAAUAGUUGCUUCGUUAACAUUUCAAUUGGGGUUAUCUCUGUAGUUUCCAAGCUUUGUUUGAUCAAACGCCUUAACGAAAACUUAAUCAUAUUAUCUAAAAUUUCAUGAACUUUUACUAAAAUUUCUACUGAUGUACCAGCAUACAUCCGAGGUUGUUUUCGAUGCUGUGAGAACCUUUCCCAUACGGCGCCCGUUUGCUGGUCCAAAAGGCUACUGAGCUUGCCCCUGUAGAUUCAAAAUUGAAGAAAAGAUUUAAUUUCGAAUUCCAAAACACUUUUUACAUGUCUAUCUUUUCCCUGAAUACAACUUAAUUUGUAUAAUAAUGUCAUAAUUAUGAUAAGUCAUAUUAUACAAGUUCUUACCUAUUAGCAAUAGUUUAAAGGUGACGGCCUUGGUCAAUAAUUAAUUUGCGGUCCAUAUCAACAACAUAUAUUUUUUUAGCUAACAAGUAAAUAACUGUUUUAAAUUGGGAUAUCAUUUUGGUAGUUUCCCCUUAUAAGAGAAAAGGCGCGUGAUUUGUUGACGUGUUUCUUUAAAUAAUAUAAGAAUUAAAUUGUUAGAAAUUGCCAAUACCAUCAAUCCAGUUUUGUUAAACAUGUCUGAUAAAGAUAAGCUGUUGUCAUGACUUUGUACAAACAUCUGCAACAAUUCUUAUUUAUGUAAGUAAUGUUUGUUUUGUUACUUUUCAAUGUCUUGCUAAUUUACGUAAGGCUAGAAAUGAAUGCUAAUCAACUCGACUCCGGUUUCUCAGCUAUCUGACAGAGGUGAUAACCGCGAUCUGAACUGCGCGUAUUUUUUUAAGUAUUGUUAUUUCCUUGUCUCAGUCUUUUUAUACGAAGGCUAGGAUUCGUUUCUAGUUUCUUACUAUGUGUAUGUAUAUAUGUACAU
This is a messenger RNA of Mya arenaria, 6225 nucleotides long. RefSeq names its product interferon-induced very large GTPase 1-like. NCBI's taxonomy places the organism in Eukaryota, Metazoa, Mollusca, Bivalvia, Myida, Myidae. The transcript has 4 exons. The coding region runs from base 1869 to 5033 and encodes 1054 amino acids. The record is from RefSeq and is a predicted model, not a curated record. Gene Ontology annotation, molecular function: GTP binding.